Rhizopus microsporus ATCC 52813 is the source of this 1026-nucleotide messenger RNA. Its product is annotated as microtubule-associated protein. The transcript has 4 exons. Gene Ontology annotation, biological process: macroautophagy; cellular response to nitrogen starvation. Bases 412 to 765 code for a protein of 117 amino acids. Gene Ontology annotation, molecular function: phosphatidylethanolamine binding. Gene Ontology annotation, cellular component: fungal-type vacuole membrane; cytosol; autophagosome. NCBI's taxonomy places the organism in Eukaryota, Fungi, Mucoromycota, Mucoromycetes, Mucorales, Rhizopodaceae. The record is from RefSeq and is a predicted model, not a curated record.
CUCUCUCUCUUUUUCUCUUUUCUCUCAGUUUCAUUUGUUGAAAUAAUCAAUACGCGAUUUUAAAAAAGAUGAUCUCUUUAUAUUUUUCUGCGAGAUGACAUAUAAAUACUUUAUUGAAAUUUGCAUGAUAAUAACAAUAAGGAUAAUAAUAAUACUAUCAUAUUUACCGAUUGUGUACAUGAAUUAUUUACUAUGGUUAUUAUGACUAAUCAAGGGCAUAUAUUCAAAAAAAAAAAAAAGGAAAGAGAGCAAGAGAGUAAGGCUAGGGUGUAAAUAAGGAGUUUCAAUAGGACAUCAUAUGGGGUGAUCACAUGCAUAUUCAAUAUUUAUGCGGGCAAUACGUCGUCCUUUUUCUUUUUUUCUUUUACAUUUUAUACAUAUUUUUUUUUUUACUGCGGCUAUUUUUAUAUUAUGCGCUCCAAGUUUAAAGACGAACAUCCUUUUGAAAAACGUAAAGCAGAGGCAGAACGUAUUCGCCAGAAAUAUCCAGAUCGUAUUCCUGUUAUUUGCGAGAAAGUUGAAAAGAGUGAUAUACCCAUGAUUGAUAAAAAGAAAUAUCUUGUGCCUGCAGACCUAACAGUGGGUCAAUUUGUAUAUGUCAUUCGAAAAAGAAUCAAAUUGAGUCCAGAGAAAGCGAUAUUUAUCUUUGUUAAUGAAAUAUUACCACCUACAGCAGCCCUCAUGAGUUCUAUUUAUGAUGAGCAUAAAGAUGAAGAUGGAUUCUUGUACAUCACCUAUUCUGGUGAAAAUACGUUUGGCCAUUAAUACUUUAUAAUAAAUUGUUUGUGAUAUAUAUAUAUAUAAAGCACUGGCAAUGUAUAUAUAUAGAGAAAGUAAAAGACAUGUCGUUGCAUAUAUAUAAAUGUAUGUAUAUAUGAAUAUGUGUAUGUGUGCUUUUGUAGGUGAGUGUGUAUAGGUGUAUGUGUGUGUAGAAGUAAUAGUCUAAUUGUAGUAGAAUGUCGUAUACAUGGAGAAUAUACAUAAUUCGCUUUUAAUGAAUAUAAACAAUUAAAUGUUCAAUUUGGU